UGAAAAAACGUAUGUCUGUGGACCUUUGCUCCUGCUCAUCCUCUUAAAAUAACAAAGGACACACAUGUGGUCACUCUGCAGCGGGAUGCUCAGCUUUCACGCUGGCCAGACUGUAGACGAUCAGACACUUUGAUUUAAACUUGUCAGAGUUGUUCAGUCAGUUUUUAGACACUUUUGCAGCCAUGACCUCUUUUGACGACAUCUUGGAAGAAGCUGGGAAGUUCGGACGCUGUCAGAAGCGCAUCUUCGCCCUGCUGUGCAUGGUGUCCAUGCCCUGGGCAGGUGUGUACGUGGGCAUCGUCUUCCAGGGUUUCACCCCAGAUCACUGGUGUCGGGACCCUGCGGUGGUGGAGAGGAGGCAGGCGUGCGGAUGGAGCCUGGCGGAGAGUCGCAGGCUGACGGUGCCUCUGGUCAACAGCUCUGGGGUUGUGCAGCAGAGCAGCUGUGAGCAGUACAAAGUGGACUGGAACACCACAGCGCUCACCUGUGAUACACAGGAACUGGACCUCAGCAAAACUCCCACAACGGUCUGCAAAGAUGGCUAUGAGUACGACUAUCGGGGCAGACAAUCCUUUGUGACAGAGUUUGACCUUGUGUGCGCCGACGGAUGGUUGGUGGACAUGUACCAGGCCACUCUCAACGUGGGCUUCCUGAUUGGGAGCAUCGCAAUUGGCUACCUGGCCGACAGGUUUGGCAGGAAAAUUAGUUUCCUGAUGUCCAACCUGUUGAAUGGGAUCGCAGGAAUCCUGGUGGCCGUGGCUCCGAACUACGUGGCUUUGCUGGUUUUCAGAACGCUCUACGGCUUCGGGGUGAAAGGGGGCUGGGUGGUCGGAUACGUGCUGAUCACAGAGAUCGUGGGGGUGGAGUACAGACGCACAGUGGGAGUCCUUUACCAGAUGUUCUUCAGCGUGGGCAUUCUCCUCCUCCCUCUGCUGGCCUACUUCAUCACAGACUGGCGCUGGCUGCAGGUCGUCAUCACCGUCCCCUACAUCCUCUUCCUGUCCUACUACUGGUUCAUCCCAGAAUCUCCAAGAUGGCUUCUCUCUCAGAAGAAACAAUCCAAAGCUGUGGAGAUCACUAAGGCCAUGGCCAAAGAGAACAAGAUGACCCUGUCCAAGAAUAUUGAGAAUCUGACAGAUGAUAACGAAGAGACCUGCGCUGCCUCCUUCAUGGACCUGAUCAGAACUCCAAAAAUGAGAAAACACACUUUCAUUCUCAGUUUCAACUGGUUCACCAGUGCUGUGGUCUACCAGGGUUUGAUCAUGAGGCUGGGUAUUCUGGAAGGAAACGUCUACGUCGACUUCCUCAUCUCUGGCCUGGUGGAGUUCCCUGCUGCCUUCCUCAUCCUCUUCACCAUCGAUCGUCUCGGCAGGCGUAUUCCCUUCGCCUCCGCCAACAUCGUAGCUGGAGCCGCCUGCUUCAUCACCGCCUUCAUCCCUGACAGCAUGAUGUGGUUUAAGACGGUGGUGGCCUGCAUCGGGCGGCUGGGCAUCACCAUGGCCUUUGAGAUGGUGGUGUUUGUUAACACAGAGCUCUACCCGACGUUUGUCAGGAAUCUCGGCGUGUCAGUCUGUUCCACUCUGUGUGAUGUUGGAGGCAUCAUAGCUCCCUUCUUGCUCUACAGACUGGCGGUGAUCUGGCUGGAGCUGCCGCUCAUCAUCUUUGGCUCUCUGGCUUUCGUGGCCGGGGGUUUGGUGCUGCUGCUUCCUGAGACCAGAGGUGUGCCACUGCCUGACACCAUCGAUGACAUCGAGUUCCCAGAAAGAGUGAAGGAGAAAGCUGAACUGAGGAACCAGCAGUUGGCCAACCUGCUACCCAACGACCAAGUGUCAAACAACAAGGAACCAGCAAUUGUUUAAAAAAAUGCUUCUGUGACCAAAAUAUUUAUUUAUCGUCCGUUCAUUCCUGUCAAAGUUGCUUCAAAACCUGCCACCUUCCAUGGGGACUUGACUCGGACCAGUAACGUGAUUGAUACAGUAAUGUGAUGCAGAGAAGUUGAUUUCUUGCUUAUGAAAAGUGCGUGUGUGUGUGUGGAUGCGUGUGGAUGCGUGGAUAGGUAGUUCAUUUGUAGUAGAGAUGACAGUAGGUUUUACUUUGUGUUAAAUUUCAUAUGCCCAGGGAUUGCACAUGUAAAAUUAGCUCAUAGCUUAAUCUAGGAUAAAGCAUCUCAUCUCUCUUGAGAUGAAUGUAUUUUUGUACAUGGUCCCUGGUCUAAAUAAGUUCAAUAAACUAAACUUGAGUUUACUCCAAUGUG
Molecule: messenger RNA, 2254 nt
Organism: Anoplopoma fimbria (sablefish)
Lineage: Eukaryota; Metazoa; Chordata; Actinopteri; Perciformes; Anoplopomatidae
Product: solute carrier family 22 member 2-like
Exons: 11
Coding region: 183-1859 (558 amino acids)
Biological process (GO): transmembrane transport
Cellular component (GO): membrane
Source: RefSeq, a predicted model, not a curated record